AUGUCAUUCAGUUCAGCAACAACUAUGGGAUCCACUGCCAAACUUAGUAGAAAUCACGAAGAUGUUAUCUAUGAAGGUUGGUUAUAUAAAAGAGGAGAACAUAUUAAAAAUUGGAGAGCACGUUAUUUUAUUUUAUUUAAUGAUGGUGCAUUACUUGGUUUUAAACAAAAGCCUGAAACAUCACAAUAUAUGGAUCCAUUAAAUGAUUUUACAGUUCGAGAUGUUCAGCUUAUGAAAGUUGAACGUCCAAAGGCAAAUUCUUUUAUUGUUCGAGGUUUACAAUGGACAACGGUUAUUGAAAGAAUGUUUCAUGCAGAAAAUGCCCAAAUAAGAGAACAUUGGUUAACUGCUAUAAAGCAAGUUUCAGAUAAAAUGAAAGAAAAGUCAAAGCAAAUGAAUGAUGUUGAAAUGAUGGAUUGUAAUAAUCAUAAUGAUUCAUCAAUUCCAGGUGUUAAUCAUUUUCUUCAAAAUACUCAAUUAUUUACUUCUGUUCCAUUAUCUGAAGUUGAAAAAAUGGAAGAAGGAAAUGGUGGUUCAAUAAGUUUUUCAACAAAUAUUAAAAAAGAUAUUUCAAAUGCUAGUAUUAAGGAUAAUUCAUUAAUGCAAGUAAAACAACAAAAAAUAGAUAAUGACAUUAAUAAUCAAGAUAUCAAAAACAAAAAACGUAAAAUUGGUUUAGAAGACUUUGAUUUCCUUAAAGUUCUUGGUAAAGGAACAUUUGGAAAAGUUAUAUUAUGUCGUGAAAAAACAACAGGAAAUUUAUAUGCAAUUAAAAUUUUAAAAAAAGAAGUUAUUAUUGAAAAGGAUGAAGUAGCACAUACCUUAACUGAAAAUCGUGUAUUACAACGUUGUAAACAUCCAUUCCUUACUGAAUUAACUUACUCAUUUCAAACAGCUGAUAGAUUGUGUUUUGUUAUGGAAUUUGCUAUUGGUGGAGAUUUAUAUUAUCAUUUAAAUAAACAAGUGCAAAUUUUUAGAGAAGGAUUUUCAGAAUCUAGAACUAGAUUUUAUGGUGCUGAAAUUGUUUUAGCUUUAGGAUAUUUACAUGAAAAUAAUAUUGUUUAUAGAGAUUUAAAAUUAGAAAAUUUAUUAUUAGAUAAAGAUGGGCAUAUUAAAAUUGCAGAUUUUGGGUUAUGUAAGGAAGAUAUAUCUUUUGGAGAUAGAACCAGAACAUUUUGUGGUACACCAGAAUAUAUUGCACCAGAAGUUUUAGAAGAUAAUGAUUAUGGUAGGAGUGUUGAUUGGUGGGGGGUUGGUGUUGUUAUGUAUGAAAUGAUGUGUGGAAGAUUACCAUUUUAUUCAAAGGAUCAUGAAAAAUUAUUUGAAUUAAUUUUAAGUGGUAAUUUGAGGUUUCCCUCAAAAUUAUCAUCUGAAGCACGUGUAUUAUUAUCGGGUUUAUUAAUAAAAGACCCAAAUACUCGUUUAGGUGGUGGUCCUGAAGACGCAAAAGAAAUUAUAUGUCAAGAAUUUUUUAAACCUAUUGAUUUUGAGAGACUUUAUCGAAAAGAAAUUGAACCACCAUUUAAACCUGCAUUAAAAAAUGAACAAGAUACCUCAUAUUUUGACAUAGAAUUUACAAGAGAAGCUGUUCAAUUAACUCCACCUUCAGCUAGAAAAAGUAUAUUACCAACAUUAGAGGAGACAGAAGAAUUACAAGAUAAUUUUGUUCAAUUUUCUUUUCAUAAUGACAUUCCAUCUUUAUUAGCAAAGAAUUCAGAAUUGUCCGAAGGAAUGGUGGAAUGA
Molecule: messenger RNA, 1743 nt
Organism: Strongyloides ratti
Lineage: Eukaryota; Metazoa; Nematoda; Chromadorea; Rhabditida; Strongyloididae
Product: RAC serine/threonine-protein kinase
Exons: 3
Coding region: 1-1743 (580 amino acids)
Biological process (GO): protein phosphorylation
Molecular function (GO): protein serine/threonine kinase activity; ATP binding
Source: RefSeq, a predicted model, not a curated record